This is a messenger RNA of Humulus lupulus (European hop), 1243 nucleotides long. RefSeq lists its product as uncharacterized. The record is from RefSeq and is a predicted model, not a curated record. NCBI's taxonomy places the organism in Eukaryota, Viridiplantae, Streptophyta, Magnoliopsida, Rosales, Cannabaceae. The transcript has 7 exons. The coding region runs from base 159 to 1112 and encodes 317 amino acids.
UUUGUUAAAUCGUUUAAGGGAAAAAGAGGGAAAUUCCAGAGCGGAGAGGUUUUGAGCUCUAGAAUGAAGCUUUAGCUUUAAUGGAGGGGGAGAGAGAAAAGGGUUUAUCUCUUAAGCUUUAGAGAGCUAGAAGUAGAUAAUUAAAACCUUGUUCAGGAAUGGAGAAUAGCGGCAGCAGCAGCAGUAUUAGUAACAAUGGCAUUUUAGUUACGAAUCAGAGAAAGCCAAGUGAGGGAAUCCGAUUAGAGAAUCCAUUUACUUUGAAAGUGGGUCAAGUAUUUACUGGCUUUGGCUUUGGCUGCGGUAUUGGUAUCGGCGUGGGUCGCCCCAUAAAUCUUGGUUCUAUUCCUGUAUUGAAUGAAGUCAUGAGUGCUGCAAGAGGUGCAACUUAUGCAUUUUCUGGUGCUACUAGACAUGUAAACGACUCAUUUAAGAAGCUUGGAGCUAAGAACGUUCAAGCUGGCGUAGGAUGUGGAGUUGGUUUUGGCCAUGGUUUUGGAAUUGGCAUUGCUUUGAAGACCACCGCAUUGCAGAAAAUUCAAAUUUCUUUUGCUCUAGCCAUGACAAAGGUGAUGACGAAGUUAGGCCUUGGUCCCAAAUUACCUUUUGGUCAAGGUGCUCUUCCAAGUUCAUUACAAGGAGGUAUGAGCAUGCUGAGUAAUUCUUCAAGCCAAAAUCCGAUGGGAAGUAUCAUGCAGUUGGCAACAAAAGUACCAGACCACGCUUCUCAAGGUUUGACUGGAUAUGAAAAUAAAAGUACAGAUUCAAGUUAUGCAAUUACUUCAUCAAAAAACUCUUCAAUCGAGACACCCUUUGGUAGUAGGACAGAAAAGGUUCUCAGCAAUUUUCUGCAGAGUCCAGUUUUGAAGGGAGAGGGAAGCGAACUAAAUGAAGUGGAUGGACGGCAGAGAUCAGAAAACACCAUGCUACACAUGGUAUUGAAACACCAGAAAGUAAUUGAAGAGUUGAAGGAGGAGAAUGAGAAGCUUCGCCAAAUACUAGUUGAAGAGCUGAAAAUACCAUUUGAAAAGCUGCACACCAAUUCUUCAAGUAAAAAUAAUUAUGCAUGUUCUGAUUGUUUUGAAUGUAGAAGAAGACACAGGAAAAAAUAGACUGAAGAUAUACAUCAUGGAAUGCAAGUGCCCUUGCCAUUAUUGUAUAUUAUGUUUUACCAAGUAGUCUAGAUUACCAUACCGACAUGUGAACAAAAAUUCUUCCUGAACAAUACAAAGAAAAUUUAUUA